This is a messenger RNA of Anas platyrhynchos (mallard), 6005 nucleotides long. It is a transcript of the gene CEP295, whose product is annotated as centrosomal protein 295. Gene Ontology annotation, biological process: regulation of centriole replication. Gene Ontology annotation, cellular component: cytosol; centriole; centrosome. Lineage: Eukaryota; Metazoa; Chordata; Aves; Anseriformes; Anatidae. The record is from RefSeq and is a predicted model, not a curated record.
GCGGGAAGCGGCGGGAAGCAGCGCGCAGGCGCGGAGGGCCAGAGCCGCCGGGGCGCUGCGUUUCCCGCCGCGCCCGCGCUGAUUGGUUGGCUGGCGGCGAGCGGCGGCGGCCGGCGGAAGUUGAUUGUUCUGUGUUCCCAAAGAUGAAGAGAAAAGUGGCCAAAGUUGGGAAAUUGAGGCUUAGUCCUAAUGAAGAAACCAUGCUUCUGAAAGAAGAAUAUGAAAGAAGAAGAAAACUGAGGCUACAGCAAGUUAGAGAGCAGCAGAAGUACAUUGCCUUACAGAUAAGACAGAAAGUAAAGCAAAAGAGGGAAGAACAGCUGCAUCAGUUGGAGGAGACAUUAAGAGCUGAAUGGCAGAAAGAACAAGAUGAGAAGAUAAAGGCCUUAGAAAAACUGUUUUUAUCAAGCUUAAGAGCUGUUGGUGAGGGUCAUCGACAAGCCAAGGAGAACGAACCUGAUUUAGAAGCUCUGGCAAAGCAAGCAGAAGAAAGGAAGCAAAGAGCAGAGAAGAGACAUAGGAAAGCCUUGAGAGAGCAGAAGUUCCAAAAAGAGAAGUUACUUCAUGAGCAAACCCGACGAAUAAAUGCACGCAAGCAUGCUCUGGAUGUGGAAAGAGAAAGAGCAGCAAAAGUUGCAAGCCUACCACCUCCUCCUCCCCAUCCUCUUGAGAAUUUUGAAGCAAAAAAGAUCCCUGCAGUGAAGGCCUAUGGUGCUGGCAACUUCUCCAUCACGCGUUACCAUAUUUCAGAACCUUAUGUGGAUAGAGAAAUGGAUGGAGAACAGCCAGAUGCUCGGUUAGCUGCUGAAGAGGAAGUGAAGCGCUUGGAGGAGCUGCACAGAGAGGCAGAGAGGGAGAAAAGAGAGCAGGUUGCAAAGGCCCAUCUCAGAGGAAGUCAUGCCUUGAAGAAGGUCCAUUUGGCUCAGGACAGGGAAAGGCUACUGAAAGAACUUGAACAAAUGCAGAAUGUGGAUCGGAUGCGCAGGAGGCAGAGGGUGGCGCAGAUGCCACCACAGCUUUUUGUACCCGCAUACAAACGGAUGGAAAUAAAAGACGACUGGCAGAGAGAACUGGAGUUUGCCUUUGAAGAUAUGUACAGUGAGGACAGGCAAAUGAAAGGAGACCUGAUUUUGCAGUUUGAGCCACAACCUUUGCCAACCCCUUCUGAUAGAUCUCAAGAUAAUGAUCUCGAUCUCUCUUUGGAGCAAGAAUCUGCUUGUGACAAUCAACAAGAAUCAGAACAGAUGACAGAAGGGGAGGUCCCUGAUGAAUCAGAAAAACACGAAGAGGCAAAAACUCACCAAUCUCAAUCAAAACUUGCCUUAAAGAAGUUGCUGAACAAGAUUAGAAGCCAAAAAGAGGAAUGGACAUCAAAAAAUGAGAAAGAGAUUCCAAGUGAAGCUGAGACUAUUGAAUCGGGCACAAUUCCUAGUGAGGAGAGACAGCUCUGUGAUGUAGAACUUGACUGUGAGCAACACAAAAAUUCAGUAUGUGAAGCCGAAGACUCUGUGGAAACAUUGGAACAUACAGCUGCAGCUGAAAGUUCAAUUCUGAUCCAUCCUCAAGAACAAGCAGCUAAAAUUCGAAUGGAAAAUGAGAGAAAGAAGUUGAUUGAGCAAAUAGAGCAACAGAAACAGGAACAGCUGGCCUUGCUAAAGCAAAUCGAAGAAAAGAAAGCACGUUUGGAGGCUGAUCUUCUGAAGAUCCAAAUGCAAACCUGUUUGGAGGAGGCUAAGAACAAAGAGGAGGAGGAAGAGAAAGGUCAGCCAGUACAAAGCUGCAGCAUUCCUUCUCCAGAUCAACCAAAGGAAGUGGAACAGGAGUCUGGAAGUACUGCUGUGUCAGAAACUAGAAGCCCUAGAGAAGACAGCCACUUACAGAUGAUCCGUAAUUAUCAACAGCGUCUUCUACAGCAAAAUAGGCUGCACGAACAGACAAUUGAAGAAGCCAGAAAGCGUCUACAGGAGUAUCAGAACAAACUGAAGGAAAGAUACUCGGCUGCUUCUGUAACACCUUCAAGCUCUGUGGAAACAAAAUCGGUGCUAAAGCCUGUCUUAGAGCCAGUUCUACAGAGGCAAAGAGUACAACGGACACAGCACCAGUCUCCUGAACAAGUUCGUGCAGAAGACCAUGCACGGUCAUCACCUGUUUUUUCCAGCUUAUCUAAUGUUCCUGAAAGCACGUCAUCACAAAACCACGAGGAGCAAACGCAUCAUGUUUGUCCUGGUAGACAUGCACAGCCUCUAGAAACGUCAAAAUCGCGGUAUGGAGAGUUUCACUUGCCGUGGAGCUGUCCUUCACAGGAACCAGUGAGCCUGUUGGAAACCUCCCCUGAUCAGGCCAGAGAGCCAUCUCCAUUCCGGUUACCGUCAGCCUCAGUCACACAAGGUGUUACUGCAGUCAGAACACGAACAGAAGCACGCGUACAGCACGUUAGGUUUGCUUUGCCUGCAGAAGAUUCCUCCAAGCCUUCAGAAGCAGAGCACUUUCAGGAAUCAUCUCAGGUGAUGUCUGACUGCCAAACAGAAACAGAAGCUGUAGAAGAGCCUCCCCUCACAGCAGCCUUUACGCCAGCCACAGGAUCUCACGUGGUGCAGGCAGCCACAGCUGAGUUUUUGGCAGGUCAGCAGGGGUCUGUAGGGAGCACCACCAGAACAAGCCUUGAGCCCACCGCUCGUACUGAACCUGUGACUUCAUCUCAUGAAGAAGGCGUUGAGGAAUUCUUGACAUCCAAAAGUGGACAGGCAUCUUUGUUAAAUUAUUCUGGAAUACUGAAUUUAAGGGAUAGGAUGUUGGCCUCAUCAGAAAGCAUUCAGGCUCAGCAACGGUAUUUGAAAGAAUUGCAGGAGCAGCUAGAUGCACAAAGGGAAGCUCUUCUUUCUCGACAGAAAAUACAAGAGCAACUACUUCUACAGAAGCACAGUAAAUUGAAGGAACAGAUGCAGAUGCAGGAACAAGAGGCUUUGAAAGAAUUUCUGAACAAGCAGGUAAGACGUAUCAGCACAAAUGAAGAAAUGACGGAGGCACUAAUGCCUGACUGGAUUAACAGGAGUGAUAUUUUCCAAGAUUCAGAAAACUACCAGCAAGAGAACUGUGGCAUGAAUAAACUCCACAGAAAUGAAAUGAUUUCGCAGUGCAUCGAUCUAGCUGGGCAAACUGAACAGCCUGAGAAAGUCCUACAUAGAGAACAGAAAUGGAGAUCUUCCAAACCACCCGUGACAAAAGUCAAGUUAGGGCUUGACUUGGAACAGCAUGAACUUAGUGUUAUUCCAGAGGUAGACACACCGAGGAGUUGCAACAUUUCUUUUGCAGGUAAAACAGAUUCUGUUGGUGGAGAAUCUUCUACCAUGUCAACGGUCGGGGAGUUUGCCUAUGUGAAAUGUUACAGUCCUGCUCUUCGGAAGGAUGGCAGGUCACCUGGGAGCAUAACAAGCUGUGAGGAACAAAUCUCUGGUGAAAGUCCAAGGCAAAGGAAACAGUCUGGGUUAUUACAAGAGCUGUUGCUGAUGAGUGCUGAAACUUCCUGUGAUUCAGCUCAGUCCCAAGAUUCUCUCACGGCUCGAGAUUCACCAUUUCCUGCUGCUGAAGUUGGAGAGGAAACACCACGUUCUGGACCAUCCUUCAGAAGCAUUCAUGCGGAAGUGCUUUCUAAGGUAGUGUCCCCGGAUUUGUGUUCAGAGGCUUUCAUGCAAGCAAUACCCUGUGAUUUAUCUUCAACAAUUUCCACGGGAAGCUUUUUGACUAGCGAGACGUUGGAUGCCAGCCCUAUUGACACUGGAUUGUCUUCUGACAGUACAGAAGACCGAAUUUUGAAAAAAACGGGAAGCUGCCCUUGGAGCUCCUUCCUGCCUUUUACCUCACGGCUGAGGCAAGAGAAUCUGUCAAGAGCACCUGAAACCUGGUUGCCAGAAGGAGCAACGUUCCUUUAUAAGGGCAGUGAGACUCAGCAGAUCUUGGAGAAAUGUGGUGGAGAUUUGAACUCUUCAUCAGAGAACAAUGUGCAUUUCCAAGCUCUAGCAGCUGAGCUUGAUUUGCCUGAAAUGGAGAGGCAUUUUCCUAACUCCCAUCAUCAGCUCUUUCAGCCUUUGGAACCAAGUUUUGACUUGGAUAUCUCAUCAUCCAUUUCUCAAUACAAGAUUUCCCAAGACAACAGAGAAUUUAGGAAGACUUCAACAGAAAGUCAAGACACAUCUGCAUUUCUAGAUGGGAGAAACUCCAGCCUGAAUAUACAAAGAGGCAGUCUGCCUUCUGGUCUUGAAACAAACAAGCCCAACACCAUUACAUCGGAAGAAGAGUCUCUUAAAGAAAAUGGUAUUCUGGGUUCAGAUGAAUCUUUCCAGCCCCUGAGAGCGGAAUCUUCUCUGAGUGAUCUCAGCCAGAAUGCUGAUCAGCCAGAGGACCGUAACGUAAUGUUAGAGACAUCUUCUGGACAAAACCCUGGGAUUAGAGUAAGAGACAAUGAGAACGGUAUUUCAUCAGCCAGAGAGUAUGAAGAACUGACAAGAAGCAUGGAGUGUGUUAGUCUGCAGUGUUCAACGGAAGAGACACGAAACGAAAGUCUGAGCUCACUGGAGGAACAAAAAUCAUUUUAUCAGCUAAAUACCACACCUGUUCCAGUGGAUGAAACUUCCCCUCAACACCUGUUCAAUGAGAGUGUAACAUUCAGGCAAGAGGCUCUGUCUUCUGAAGAAAAACUACCUGUCAAGGUAUUUGAUAGGAAGUACGUGAAGCUUCCUGAAAAAUUUCUUCAUGUACAUGAAGCAAACAAAGCUGUGGCAGUAGACUCUCAGUGCAAUAGCCAUGUAAAGGAGCCAGAUCAAGGAUUUCCAGAAGUACAGAAAUCCUCCUGGAUUACCAGGGAAACCAGCUUGGAAGUCCCAGGCAUUCGUUUACAGGCUGUACAACAGAAUGUUUCUUUCCUGGGAAGACGUGAAAAACAUUCCAGUUCUGUGCCUGGAAGCUCAUGUCGUAUUCCAGUCUGGGAAACUGAGUCGGGGCAUGGUAUUAUGGAGGAACCUGAACUCACUCUGAUAAGCUCAAAUGACAUCAGCGUUGUGGAAUCGGAUGUUGAGCAUAUGAACCAAGAAAAAAGUGAAGAGGAUAAAAUCAGUAACCCAGCAAGUGCGGAUAAGUCUGACCUUAAUGAUUUUACUGAGGAAAGAGAAUUUUUACCACUGGUUCCAGAUGCAGAUUAUUCCAUGUUUGUAAGGCCUGACAGUUCUUCCAGAGCCCAGAGUCCCAAUGACAGACAGCAUCCAUCACAUCAGACUGCAGUGAUGCGCCUGGAGUUUCCUUCUGCAUCAGGGAGUUUGCAAGAAUCUUUUUUGAAAAGAAAAAAGAGCUUUAUUCAGAAAUCUCUGGAAAGAGUAGAAGAAAUCAAAAACAGAGAGAGGAAAAAUGAAAAGCCAGAAGCCAAACCGUUUCAAAGAAGGAAGUCUGAGAAGUUAAGCAGGCAAAAGGAGUCUUUUCUUCUCCCUGGGAAAAAAGGUGCAGUUGUCAACCAGUUGAAGAAAGUAGGAGAAGUGAAAGUAUCUUCUCCAGAAGACAGGAAGGCUGGAAAAGUAGAAAUGCAUCAGCGUACUUCAAGGCUUUAUAAUCAACUAGAAGAAGUAAAAACCAGAAAGGAGGAAAAGAAAAGGCAAGAAACUUCUGCUAAAAACAGAGAAAAGGCUAAGGAGUUUCAGAAGAAAAUGCUAGAAAAAUUACGAGCCAAGAAGACAGGGAAAACACCUUGACUGGCAGAAGCCUUUGAGUGCUCUCCAUUACUGGACAGGUACACUUCAAAAGAGCAAGUACUUGUAAGAUCUUCUUUCAAUACGGUGUCUGUGUAAUACCUCAUGUAACAGUUCAGCAGUAAUUCUGCAGACCUUAAUUACUUUUAACCUGUGGCAAACUGUUUACUAGAAUGACAAUGCUCAAAGACUUCUGUGAUGUGCAUUUUUGGUUCUAAGAACUUGUAAUACACAUUGUGUAAAAAUAAAGGUUCUUUUUUAAAAAAAAAUUCA